AUGUGCCCACGCAAAUCCUUGCUCACCUCCAACAUGGUUAUGCCUCACAUUUUCAUCUUGGAUGCAACAAGUUGUUCUUCAAAUGCUCCUCUUCAACGACGUUAUUAUGGGGACAUGUACAAUUCUGCAUCAGAAAAAGGUCUCUGUAAACUUCCUCCUCUUGAAGAAGGUGAUUCCCGAAUGACACUUGUUUUGGAUUUGGAUCAAACGUUGACCACUGUUGAAACAUCAAACCGGAUUGAUUUUAAAUCCAUUGGAGUGGAGACUUUUGAUAUUUUAGAUUCAUAUACUGUUGCCAAACGUCCUGGUGUGGAUCAGUUUUUAUUGGAAAUGUUAAAGUACUUUGAAAUUGUUUUACUCACCAGCAGUGUACAAUAUUAUGCUGACAGUAUUUUGAAUCAAUUACCUGAUGUUUUCAGUCAUCGAUUGUAUCGUCAUCACAUUUAUGACAGCAAGAACGUUUCAGAAUUGAACAGAGAUUUAAACAAGGUUGUCUUCAUGGAUGACUCUGAAUACUAUUUGAAGGACAAUCCUUUCAACAUGAUGUGUGUGAAGGAGUUUAUGGCAAAGUCGGUCGAUUGUGCAAAGGAUAAAGAAUUGGAAGAAAUGGCAGUGGUUUUGAAGAGAAUUGUAGAAAAGGGAUCUGUCUUUGAGGAGGUCGGGGUCCGCCUUCUUCAAAAGGAAUGGGCUUAUGCCGGAAGUAUUGAAUGA
Molecule: messenger RNA, 711 nt
Organism: Naegleria fowleri
Lineage: Eukaryota; Heterolobosea; Eutetramitea; Acrasida; Naegleriidae
Exons: 1
Coding region: 1-711 (236 amino acids)
Molecular function (GO): phosphoprotein phosphatase activity
Source: RefSeq, a predicted model, not a curated record